This is a messenger RNA of Arctia plantaginis, 1014 nucleotides long. Lineage: Eukaryota; Metazoa; Arthropoda; Insecta; Lepidoptera; Erebidae. The record is from the annotation of a GenBank genome assembly.
AUGCCAUCAAAACGUAAGGAAAGAGCAAUUUUGCUAAAAAUUGAAAAAGCAAGCGGAAUUGGAUCAAAGGCUGCUAAGGCUGGUAACACUGAAAUGGCUGAGAACCCGAGCAGCGACGGUUUAUCAGAGGCGGAAAGGCUAAGAGAAGACGAACUGGCACAAGAAUUAGAACACAGUGACUCUAUUGAAGACGAUACACAGGAAAUAUCAUUAGAAAUAGAAGAAAAAUUGUUAAAAGAUGAACCAGAAUACACUACUUUAGUAAACUAUGGAGAAGGUGUUCAGAAUACUAACAUAGAAAGUGAAGUUAUUGAAACAUACUCUGAUAGUUCCCAAAAUGUUGAAACUAUUCAUAGAGCUGAUGAACUUGGCAAUAUAUACACAGAUAACUCUGAUACAUUUAUAAGUUCACAACCAGACACUCUUACUGAUCAAUAUGAACCGUACAUUAAUGAUUAUGCUUUUGACCAAUCUACUCUUGAACAAACACAAGUAGAAACUUCAGUUAAGUAUGACAAAUUGGAUCUUGAUGAAAGUGCAGACAACACAAUUGUACCAAACAUCAGUGAUUUUCAACAAAGUGAAUCAGCAAAUACUUAUGAAUCUCAGAUGACAGAAGAAAUGCUAAUAAAUGAGCGAGAAAGAGAAAAGAAAAGUAAAAAGGAAUUAGAAGAAGAGGAGCGUGAAAAGAUGCAAGUUCUUGUCUCAAAUUUUACAGAAGAACAACUGGAUAGAUAUGAAAUGUACAGACGUGCAGCUUUUCCUAAAGCAGCUAUCAAAAGGCUAAUGCAAACAAUAACAGGAUGUUCUGUUGGACAAAAUGUGGUCAUAGCUAUGUCUGGUAUUGCCAAAGUAUUUGUUGGAGAAGUUGUAGAAGAAGCUCUUGAGGUACUGGAUAAGUCAGGUGAAGCUGGACCACUGCAGCCAAAACAUCUUCGUGAAGCACUCCGGAGAUUAAGAGUAAGAGGAGCCAUAUCAGCUCGAAAAGCACACAGGAGUAUGUUCAGACUUUAG